AUGACAGACCUCUUAAGAAGUGUUGUCACAGUCAUUGACAUUUUCUACAAAUACACGAAGCAAGAUGGGGAAUGUGGCACACUAAGCAAAGAUGAGCUAAAGGAACUGUUAGAGAAAGAGUUUCGUCCAAUUCUGAAGAACCCAGAUGAUCCAGAUACUGUGGAUGUCAUCAUGCAUAUGCUGGAUCGAGAUCAUGACCGAAGACUAGACUUUACAGAGUUUCUUUUGAUGGUAUUCAAGCUGGCUAUGGCCUGCAACAAGGUUCUCAGCAAAGAAUACUGCAAAGCUUCAGGGUCAAAGAAGCACAGGCAUGGUCACCGGCACCAAAAAGAAGAAAGGGAAACAGAUGAAGAAGAAGAAGAGACAACAGGACCAAAAUCAGGUUACAGACAUUCAAGUUGGAGCGAGGAAGUGGAGCAUGGACAUGGGUCUAACUCCAGGAGGCUGGGAAGGCAAGGUGAAUUAUCCAGCUCAGAGGGAUCUGAGAAAAGUCACCAAAGUUCUAGCUCUGGUCACUCUUGGAGGAGUGACAAAGAGAGACAUGGUUCUAGCUCUGGAGAGCAAAGAGAAAGAAGAAAUAAGUCACGUGGUCAGCCAUCUGGCUUUGGACAACUUGAAUCCAGUUCACAUCAGUCUUCUGGCUUUAGCCAACAUGGGUCUGGUUCAGGUCAGUCCUCUGGCUUUGGCCAACAUGGGUCUGGUUCAGGUCAGUCCUCUGGCUUUAGCCAGCAUGGGACUGGAUCAGGCCAGUCAUCUGGGUUUGGACAACAGGAAUCCAGUUCACAUCAGUCCUCUGGCUUUGGCCAACAUGGGUCUGGUUCAGGUCAGUCCUCUGGCUUUAGCCAACAUGGGUCUGGCUCAGGUCAGCCGUCUGGCUUUGGACAACAUGAAUCCAGUUCACAUCAGUCCUCUGGCUUUGGUCAACAUGGAUCUGGUUCAGGUCAGUCCUUUGGCUUUGGCCAACAUAGGUCGGGUUCAGGUCAGUCCUCUGGCUUUGGACAGCAUGGGUCUGGCUCAAGUCAGUCCUCUGGCUUAAGCCAACAUGGGUCUGGCUCAGGUCAGUCAUCUGGCUUUGGACAGCAUGAAUCUAGUUCACAUCAGUCCUCUGGCUUUGGACAGCAUGGGUCUGGUUCAGGUCAGUCAUCUGGUUUUGGAAAACAUGAAUCCAGUUCACAUCAGUCCUCUGGGUACAGUCAACAUGGGUCUAGUUCAGGGCAGGCAUCUGGCUUCAGACAGCAUGGGUCUGGCUCUGGUGAGUCCUCUGGAUAUGGACAGUACGGGUCUGGCUCAGGUCAGUCCUCUGGCUUUGGACAGCAUGGGUCUGGUUCGAGUCAGUCCUCUGGCUUCAUCCAACAUGGGUCUGGCUCAAGUCAGUCAUCUGGCUUUGGAAAGCAUGAAUCCAGUUCACAUCAGUUCUCUGGCUUUGGACAGCCUGGGUCUGGCUCAGGUCAGUCCUCUGGCUUUGGCCAACAUGGGUCUGGCUCAGGUCAGUCCUCUGGCUUUGGCCAACAUGGAUCUGGUUCAGGUCAGUCCUCUGGCUUUGGCCAACAUGGGUCUGGCUCAAGUCAGUCCUCUGGCUUUGGACAGCAUGGGUCUGGUUCAGGUCAAUCUUCUGGCUAUGGUCAACAUGGGUCUAAGUCAGGGCAGGCAUCUGGCUUUGGACAUCAUGGGUCUGGCUCUGGAGAGUCCUCUGGCUUUGGCCAACAUGGGUCUGGCUCAAGUCAGUCCUCUGGCUUUGGACAGCAUGGGUCUGGCUCAGGUCAGUCAUCUGGCUUUGGCCAACAUGGGUCUGGUUCAGGUCAAUCUUCUGGCUAUGGUCAACAUGGGUCUAGGUCAGGGCAGGCAUCUGGCUUUGGACAUCAUGGGUCUGGCUCUGGAGAGUCCUCUGGCUUUGGCCAACAUGGGUCUGGCUCAAGUAAGUCCUCUGGAUUUGGCCAACAUGGAUCUGGUUCACAUCAAUCCUCUAGUUUUGGACAGCAUGAGUCUAGAUCCAGUCAAUCUAGUCAAGGUCAACAUGCUUUUGCCUCUGGACCAUCCUCUGGCACUGGCCAACAUGGUUAUGGAUCAGGCAAGUCUCAUACUGGUCCACAUAGGUCUAGUUCAGGUCAGUCUUCUAGUUAUGGUCAACAUAAGUUUAGCACAGGUAAAUCUUCUGGUUAUGACCAACAUAAAUUGAGAGUAAACAAGAAUCAACUAAUAGUCAGUCAAGAGAUAACACAAGAAAUACGCAGGGAGGAAAGGGACAAUCUACAAGAUCAGAAUCAAAUACAACUAAAAGACACAGGGAGAGCCAAUCCAGUGACAAUGAAAAACAUUCAAGAGACUUGCAAAGAUACUCAGGGUUCACUGAAGGCCAUGGUGGAUCUCAACAUGAAGAGUCAGUCCAAAGGCAACAAGGAACUCCUCAUGGACAAUCAAGAGAUACCACCAGGCAAAAUCAGCAUAGAGGAGGACAAUCCCAACAGUCUGGGUCCAGUCCAUCUCCAAGAAGGACACCUGUUCAUAGCCAGUCCAGUGACAGAGAGCAGCAUUCAAAAAUCUCACACAGGCAGACAGGAUCCACUCAGGAACAUGCUGGAUCUCACCAUGCAGAAUCAGGAUCCACAGUGA
Messenger RNA from Castor canadensis (American beaver), 2610 nucleotides. NCBI's taxonomy places the organism in Eukaryota, Metazoa, Chordata, Mammalia, Rodentia, Castoridae. The record is from RefSeq and is a predicted model, not a curated record.